CAAGGUUGCUGUGGUAUCCCAGAAACACCAUUCACUCUGAGCUGUGACCGCGCACCAUCAACAGCAACAACUCCACUGCGCCUGGCCAAGGAAUAGGAAUUAGGAGCUCUCCCGAAUAAUAUGAAAGGGAUCUGCAAAGGGGAAAUCCGGGCAAAGGAGUCGAAAAUAGCAGACUUUGGGGACAGGGGAUGUACUACAUGUGGCCGGCUGGACUUCAUGCUGCUGAAGAAAAUGGGGAUUAAAAGUGGAUUUACAUUUUGGAACCUCGUCUUUUUAUUGCUGGUUUCCUAUGUGCAAGGGUUUAUUUAUACCUGUGGUGGAACUUUAAAAGGUCUAAAUGGCACUAUUGAAAGUCCUGGCUUCCCAUAUGGAUAUCCAAAUGGUGCAAACUGUACAUGGGUAAUAAUAGCAGAAGAACGAAACAGAAUACAGAUUGUCUUUCAGUCUUUUGCUCUAGAAGAAGAGUAUGAUUAUUUAUCAUUAUAUGAUGGACAUCCGCAUCCUGCAAACUUUAGGACAAGGUUAACAGGAUUUCAUCUUCCUCCACCUGUGACAAGUACAAAAUCUGUAUUUUCACUGCGUUUGACAAGUGACUUUGCAGUCAGUGCCCAUGGGUUUAAAGUAUUCUAUGAAGAGUUACAGAGCAGUUCUUGUGGCAAUCCAGGCGUUCCACCAAAGGGCAUCUUGUCUGGUACAAAAUUUGAUGUUGGUGAUAAAAUCCGCUACAGCUGUGUAACUGGAUACAUUUUGGAUGGCCACCCUCAGCUUACCUGCAUAGCUAACUCAGUGAACACAGCAUCAUGGGAUUUCCCAGUUCCUAUCUGCAGAGCUGAAGAUGCAUGUGGAGGAACAAUGAGAGGAACCAGCGGCAUUAUCUCCAGUCCCAAUUUUCCUAAUGAAUAUCAUAAUAAUGCAGAUUGUACAUGGACCAUUGUGGCAGAGCCUGGUGAUACCAUUUCACUCAUAUUUACUGAUUUUCAAAUGGAAGAAAAAUACGAUUACUUGGAAAUAGAAGGUUCUGAACCACCAACAAUAUG
Pelodiscus sinensis (Chinese soft-shelled turtle) is the source of this 1037-nucleotide messenger RNA. NCBI's taxonomy places the organism in Eukaryota, Metazoa, Chordata, Testudines, Trionychidae. The record is from RefSeq and is a predicted model, not a curated record.